Molecule: messenger RNA, 3293 nt
Organism: Trichomycterus rosablanca
Lineage: Eukaryota; Metazoa; Chordata; Actinopteri; Siluriformes; Trichomycteridae
Gene: fam163ab
Product: family with sequence similarity 163 member Ab
Exons: 4
Coding region: 780-1196 (138 amino acids)
Source: RefSeq, a predicted model, not a curated record
AGUAACGGUUUCUCUCUCAGUAGCACUUUAGUGAUUUUUAUUUGAUUUAGAAUAAUAAUGCCGUAUAAAACUAAUGUUGGGGGACUUUAAUAGCGGGUGUGGACGUGUGGCUCCACUCUGAGUGCUAUAGUGAAUGAACUGCGCUGAUGCUGAGGAGAUGAGCGGCUCUAACCAACCGACACACAUCUGGUGUAUUUCACUGUACAGCACAGAACCACCGACCUGCUAACAUACCUGCACACAGGCGGAGGACACAAGCACGAUCUGCUGAGGGAAUGGACGCUGAUAAACGGCUCAUGUUUGUGUUUUUGUGUUUCAAUAAGCUUAUAGAGAAGCCGUGUACUCGUUAGGAGUGUUUUAUCCGGUGCUGUCCCGUUUACUGACUCUGUCCCGGGAUCCACAUCGCCUCAAUGGCGAAACAAAGACUCUAGACACAGCAGCACUGACAUGGAGCACAAGCCUGCUAAAAGACUGUCUUUAAAGACAGGGGUGUAGACUUGGACUCUAGACAGGAAAUGGACUGUAUUAGCAGAGAACAAGAUGAGGAAGAUAAAGUUAAAACAGGACAGACAGGGCACUGGAGAAUAAAAGGAAGACAUGAUGAAGAUGGACAGGCAGUGAGGGAUGAGAUGGCUGAGGGCCCAGAACAGGCACAACAGAUGAGGAGAAGAAGGACGUGGUAGAGACGAGGCUACGUCACAUUUCUGGCACCAGACUCAGGCAGCUUUUGUGUGAUGACCAGCAGAAACUAAAACAGGGUUUGAUGGAGAUCCGGUCGAAUGACAGCGGGAACUGUCGUCAUAACUGGAGGAAUUCUUGCAACGGUGAUACUGCUGUGUAUCAUUGUAGUGCUCUGCUAUUGCCGACUCCAGUAUUACUGCUGUAAGAAGAAUGGCUCAGAUCCAGACUCCCCUUCUUACUCUGAGCCUCAGUUCUCCUGUGAUGCCUGCCAUUCUGCUGUGGUGGAAGGAUCGAGUGUCUGUCCCCUGUCCCUGUCUUCGGACGCAGCUUAUAACACCUGCUCCACCUGCAACGCCUUCUACAGCUCCUCUUUUUACCUCCGUAACAUGGACGAGAUGCGUAACGGGGCCGAGCGCAUCGCCUACGUGCUGCCCUCCACACACGGCACCUCGCUAAGCCCUCGCACCUUUCCAGACUUCUACUGCAACACUCAUGCCAUCAGCACUGACGUCUGAGGGGUACAGGGUUCAUGUUAAUGGCAUGUAGGAGGGUGCAGGUCCAGGUGUUCACUGCAGUCCAGGCCAUGCCAGGAAGUCUCUGUGGAAAGUGUAUUUGGACCAUAGAGUUAAAAAUCAUUUAUAUUUAUGUGUUGAAUGACAUAAGGUCACAGAGAAAAGGGAAAAGCUGACUAAGGAUUUUAAAAUGAUUAUAAUGAACAUCAUUACAUUUUAAAUAGAACGGAUUUGCGCUUUAGAUACCAGAGGGGCCCCAUGUUAUGUGUGUAGUGUGACUCCAUGAACCCCCAUGAUGGUCAGGAUCUCUGUUUCAGUUAGAUUACUGUAAAUGCAGGUGUCCUGUACAGAAACAGUAACUGUCACCGUCUUUAUAACAAUAUUUAAUUUUGCCUGGAUUUUAUCCAAAAGGUUCUUUGUAUUCAGAAAACUCUGUAAAAUUGGCAUCUGUUUAGUUUGUUGAGUCUUUACAAUCUGGGCUUCCUAAACUGACCAUCUGCUACUGAUGUUGGAAUUUUCUACUAAAAAUGUCUUCAGCAUUAAUAUCACUCUUUAAUAUGAGAAGGUUUGAUGGAACAGUGAAGUAGUCUAUAUGGUACUUAAAGUCACUGUAAACUUCAAGGAAACUGAAGAACUGAAUGGCAGACAGUUUGUCGUGCACCUCAUCUUUUUAGUUUAAAAAUAGUUUGGGUGUGGCCGCUCAAUACAUCUUAUCGAAUCUCAGCUCUGCCUGCCGGCUGGGCUGAGCAGCCACACGAACAACGAUUGGCCUGUUGUUCAGAUAGGGGUGGGAUAUAAAAGCCGGAUAGGGACUCUCUCAUGACUGGUGCAGUUACGACCUCUGCUGGCUGAUUGAUGGCGCCUGCACAGAGACGGGAAAAGAGUGCUGUCAGGGCGUGUCUCUCCAUACACAGUGCUGAUCUGCACUGCACUCGUCAAAGUGUAGGUGACAAAAUGCAUACGGCUGCUGCCCACGUGUCAGAGGGGGCAUAGGUUAGCUUCGUUCUCCUCAAUCAGAGCCGGGAUCGGUAUUGGUGGAGAGGAAGCAUGACGCAAUCGGGUAAUUGGACGCGUUAAAAGGGAGAAAUGCAUAAACAAUUGGGGGGGGGGGGGUGUGACUGACGUGCCAGCAAACCACUGCGGAGAGUUCGAAUCUAAGCAGAGCUACCUACCUGGAGGGCAUCCACACAAACAUGAUUGGUUGUGUUUGAAGAAGGGAAGGUUGAAAGAUCUCUCCCUGCUGCAAUAUCUGUUCUUCAGUACUGGUCCAGGCGCCUGUGUGAAGAGGGGAUGGGGGGGGGGGGGGGUCAAUUUGGGAUACUUUUUUAUCUUUUUACUCCUAAUUACUUUCAGUUACAUUUUUCUGUGACUGAAGUGCAACAGGGCCGAUCAGUUGUGUAGACCACCUACGUAGUUGAAAGCAAAUCAUUUGGUUUUGGGCUCGUGUUUAAUUCCUGAAUGAGGAAGCUUGAUAACAGAUUACUGUAAGUACGCUGAUGAAAGAAUUGUAAACAUUAUAGGUGAUGAUUAUUGUCUUUUAAUGAUUUUUGUUUUAAGUUUACUGAGUACCUGAGUAACAUUUUCUAGCAAGUAUUUUUAUUUUUUUUUAUUUUUAUUAUUUUAGGUCUGUCCAAUCCAUGUUAUUAACCACAUGAAAUCCAAUUUAAAGACAUCACUCCCAUUAAAGAAAUGGACACAAAUAGGCACAUAAGUGUAAACGCUUCUUUGUCUUAUUGGUUGUCUAAUGAAAAUUUUUGGGCAACCUUCACAUCACAAAAAAUAAUUGAAAGUGGUCAGAAACAACAGAAGUAUUAGUAGUAAGUACCUACAGUAUUUGAAAGUUUUCGGUGACUUUAAGGUGAUUUCUAGCUUUUUCUAUGCAACAUCUACAUGCUUAACCAGUGUAAAAGUAAACCGUAAUGGCACUGUUUAUCUAGCAUGGAGAACAGCAGGAAUAAAGCCUGGACUGAUCACAAUGCACGUUGUUCUGUAGUCACAAGAAAAUGUCACCAGUUGUGUUUAAACUACAAUAACUGCAUUUUUUACAUGUAGGAAACUCCAUGCCGUUUAAUUACAAAUAAACUGAACAAAGCUUUACAA